This is a messenger RNA of Amborella trichopoda, 1680 nucleotides long. RefSeq names its product exopolygalacturonase. Gene Ontology annotation, molecular function: polygalacturonase activity. NCBI's taxonomy places the organism in Eukaryota, Viridiplantae, Streptophyta, Magnoliopsida, Amborellales, Amborellaceae. Gene Ontology annotation, biological process: carbohydrate metabolic process. The record is from RefSeq and is a predicted model, not a curated record.
AUGGGUUUCUCCAAAAACAACUCCAAAGCAUGGGCAUUGCUUUGUUACGUUGUUUUCAUAGCAAUAGCAUAUGUGGCUGCUGUAGAGGCAGCAAAUGGCAACUCUUCUUCAGCUGGAGAGUUCAAUGUGAUGCAAUUUGGUGCCAUUGCUGAUGGAACCACGGACAACAGCGAGGCUUUCGGAGCAGCGUGGAAGGCUGCAUGCGAGUGGAAAGGGCCAUCACGCCUUUUGAUCCCUGAAGGAACGUUCCUUGUCGGUCCAGUCCUAUUCAAGGGUCCGUGCCCCAGUGCCUCACCCAUGGUUGUACAAGUGAAGGGCAAAGUGAAGGCUUUGACAGAUAUGAGCAAAUACCCUUCCGACGAAUGGAUCGUGUUCCAGUAUGUAGAUGGCCUCGUGGUAACUGGGGGAGGGACGUUUGACGGCCAGGGAGCAUCUGCAUGGCGCCUCAACCAGUGUCCUAAGAAAGCCCACUGCAAACUUCUCCCUACGUCAUUGAAAUUCAAUUUCAUUACAAACGGGGAGAUAAGGGGCAUACAUUCAGUGGAUAGCAAGCUCUUUCAUAUGUUAUUAUUUGGGUGCAAGAACUUGAAUGUCCAAUCCAUCAAAAUCUCAGCGCCAGCUGACAGCCCCAACACUGAUGGCAUCCAUGUCGGAUCAUCUUCCAAUAUCACGAUCUCAAGAUCUCACAUUGGAACCGGUGAUGAUUGCAUUUCCCUUGGGCCUGGAAGCACCCAAGUAACCGUGAAGAACGUGUUUUGUGGACCAGGACAUGGCAUUAGUGUUGGAAGCUUGGGCAAGUUCUCCAAGGAGGAGGGUGUGCAAGGGCUUCAUGUGGAGAAUUGCACCAUCUCAGACACCACCAAUGGUCUGAGGAUCAAGACAUGGGCAGGCUCAGACAGCAGCUCGGCCUCCAAUUUCACAUAUGAAGACAUCGUGAUGAACAACGUGGCCAACCCCAUCAUCAUAGAUCAGCAAUAUUGCCCUUACUCUUCUUGCCCACAAAAGGGUCCCUCUCGAGUCAAGAUCAACGAUAUAAGUUUCAAGAAUAUAAGAGGAACCUCUGCUUCCAAAAUUGCAGUAAAUCUAUUGUGCAGUGAGGCUUUCCCGUGCCAAAAUGUUCAGCUUGAUGACAUCAAAUUGGAGUACAAUGGACAAGGGGAAGCUUCGACGGCCUCGUGUACCAAUGUAAAAGGGGUCUCUACUGGGAUACAAAUACCACCAACUUGCAUCUAGAAUCCAUCCUCACUCUUUCUAUUGGUUUUAAACAUUAUUGGAAGGAGGAUGCUUCAUUCUCUUUAUCAGCUUGAUGCCUUCCCUCACAUGAUCAGAAUUGAAUAUUUUUAUGUGAGUGAAAAAUUGUGCGUCAUCUGUGUAACUUGUUUUUCAAUUUCAAUAAAACGGGUAGGGGACCAUCAUCCCCACUGAUUCACCUAAAAAAACUAUAAAAAAUUGCGUUAUCUACUCAACUCAUAAAAAUCAAAUAUAACAUAAAAUGUGAAUUUACAAAUAUAGCAUAACUUGUUUCUUUGAGAGGAACUGAGCUUCUUUGCUUUGUUUUCACCAAAAUCAAAAGCUGCAUCUCUCUUCUAUGCGACAUACAAACCUUGAUUCUGAGAUGCUCUUUGACUCAUCCAAAAUUCUCUACGCAAUUGGAUGAGUCCAAAGCCCAUACAGAAUUCC